GUAAAUAGCGGGAUAUUGCUUGAUGGCGAGCAGUACUGUUGUGUGAGAGGAAAAAUAGAAAACUAAAUUGCCGUUUUUUGAAAUCAAACGAACCAAUGCAGACUAUUAGAUACCAGUUGUAACAAUGAACGAAUCGACACGAAAAGAUGACGAUGAUCAGGGUUUCAAUCAUUUUGGGGAGUAUUUUGAUCCAAAAGCGGAAAGUGACCUGGACCCAUAUUUAAUGCCUGGAUCCUCUCUACCGUCGGUAGCUGCACCUCCAUUACAACCUUCUCACGGUGGUGUUGUAAAACCUGAAGCGCCAGAACAGCGCAGACCAAAAGGACGACCCGCCAAGGGCGAAUCGGCCAGCAGAUUUGGCUCCGUACAAUGUGCCGUUUGUAGUAAACGAUUUAAUAAUUCGUCAGCUCUAGCAAAGCAUAAACUAACUCAUUCCGACGAACGGAAACAUGUAUGUAAUAUUUGUUCUAAGGCAUUCAAGAGACAAGAUCACUUAAACGGACAUAUGAUGACUCAUCGUUCUAAAAAACCAUUCGCCUGCAAAGUAGAGGGCUGCGAUAAGAGUUAUUGCGAUGCCCGAUCUCUACGCCGUCACAUGGAAAAUACUCAUCAACCAGAACCUAUGGGAGGUAAAAUUUUUGACUUCGAUCCUGUUUAUAGAGCAGCCUACGAAAAAUCAUGGACGGGGUCAAGUAUCGAUGGCAGCCUUCAACAACAAUACAGUCCGAUAACCCCGACUAGUCCUAUUCCGAAUAAACCGCCCCCGCCCUUAUGGGCUGUACACGGUGUAGAGGAGCACAUGACUGUCGAAUGUAAGGAAUGUCAUCGUCGCUUUAAGAAUGUUGCUGCCUUGAACGGUCAUAUGCGUUUGCACGGUGGAUACUACAAGAAAGAAACACCAUCAGCUAAUACCAAUACCAAUGCGAAUACCAAUACCACUCGUAAUAAUCCCAUUCCUAUCCCCAUUCCCAAUCCAAUUCCUAAACCUCAAGAGCAGCCGAAGUCAUUUGUUAUUCCUCAACAACCUAAAACAAUACCGGCAGUAGAGGAGAACAAUAUAAUGUCUACAGCUUUACCAGUACAAAUUAAUACAAGUACCUUAAACGUACAUAAUAGGAAUGCUGAAGAAUACGAUCCAAGAAGGCAUACUGUAGCUAUGCCCAAUUUAACUGAACAAAAACCAAUCAUUCCGGCUGUCUCAACAUCAUGCUGGACCUAUCCAGCUCCUGAUGUAACCGUUUCCCAAUCGGUUAUUCAACAGAUAAGUACCCCUUACACUCAAGCACCCCUUCCACCUGUGUCGAAUAUACAUUUAAAGGCGGAACCGUUAACACCAAAUCAGCUUCCUAUUUCACCAAAGUCUAUGCCAGCGACUCCACUUGGCAGGAAAAACCACUUUACAUUCCCGACGCCGAAUGAUUGCGGUCAAAUAAACGACUCGAUGGACGAAUUUGGUGAACAUGUAGGAGAUGACGACGUAUUUGCAACUCAGUCAACUCUUACUUCAGCAGUAUGCACUUCAAUGGCACAAGCGGCUGAUCGAAAAAGACGUAUGUCAGCUGAUCCAGACAAAUAUACAAUGCCCAAACGACCAUACGUAACAAAGGAUAGUAUCGUAAAACUAUUACAGCAAGCUGGUAUGGAAGAAGUACUUGAGAAAUUGGGAUACGAAGUCGAUACGGGAGGUGGAGAUCAGCCAUUACCAGUAGACGAUUCAAUCGUUAAUCAUAUACCUCCCCCGUUUGUUCAAUUCAAUUCAAGCGCUAAUGUUGCGUUGGAACAAAUUGAAAGCACUUUAUCUAUUAACGACACAAUAAUGCCUCACUAUCCAGCUCCAAUGUCUGUUCAAGGAGGAAUACUUCCCAAUAAUAAUAAUAAUAGCACAGUCACUAAUAAUAAUAACAAUAAUACUAAUACUAAUAGUAGUAUUAGUGGUAAUGUUACAACUCUCCAAAGGGGUGACUUUAUAUUCGAUUCUCAGCCGCUCGUUGAAAACAAAAGCAGUACAACUAGUACAACCUUGGACACUUCUGCGAACGUUAAUACCCAUAAUUCCUCUAGGGAGAGCUCAGUAUCCACUGUUAAUCGUCAACCAGAACGUUUAAAAGACGACUUUCGAAAUCCUCAAUUACCUAAUUCUACUACUACACUGGCACAUAAAAAGAAAAAACCCCGACCGGAACCUUUAGUGAUUCCUUCAGCAGUCAAUCAAACCUACGGCUAUUAUUCUCAGUUGAGGUCGCCUAGAAUACGUGAAGGACCAUUCGAACUAACCAACAAUAAGCAACCUCCUCCUUAUACACCACCACCAAUUCUGUCUCCUGCUAGAUACGGUUCCGGUCUUUUCUGGACAGUGAGGAGGCCUGCUAAAAAGCGGCCGUCACCGCCUGAUUCUCCUGAUAGCUGUGAUACUGAAAUGGAGGAUGAAGAACCUCCACCAGAAACUGAUGUUAUGCCACAUGUGAAUAUAGGCCCAAGGUAUCAGGCUCAAAUACCGAAGGUUCAAUCAUAUAAAUAUAGAGAAGAGCGUGUUUCAUCGCCAGAAACGCUUGUUUGGUCUGUUGACUCAAGAACAGAACUAAGCGAAGAUCAACUGCUAAAAUACGAAGAUGUUGCCUGUAGUGCUGCCAUACCAGGGAAAGGAACAAAUAAGGAAUAUGCUCUUCACGUUCUACAUGCUGCUCACGGAGAUGUUCAAACAGCUAUGAUGUUAUUAUUAACUGGAGACUUGCAAGCGGUUGAAGACAAAUUUAGAAAACGAGUAAAGACAGAUCUCAUCUUUAAUGAAACAGAUAUUUGGAAUCGAGACGAGAUAGAAUCCUUCACAUCCUCAAUGACCAGAUAUGACAAAGAUUUUGUCACGAUCAGCAAGGAUGUAGGAACGAAAUGUGUGCAACAGUGCGUUCAAUUCUAUUACUUAUGGAAGAAAGUCUGCGUUGAUGAUUAUAAAAGAAUGAGAGUUUUAAGAAAAAGGCGACUGCAAGAUGAAAUGUAUAAUUAUAGAACAAGAGGUGGCUCGGUUAGUCCAUUCAGCCAGGAUAGUGUUUCUUCCACAGCUCAAGACAAACCAUACUUUUGCGAAUAUGGAAAUUGCAAUAUGACGUUCUCAAGUCAACACGCCUUAAAUAUCCAUUUGAAAUCGCAUACUACCAGUAAUCCACCAUCAAGAAGUACAACACCAAAUCCUGAUCGCGGAAUGUCUCCAGCUUCAGAUAUAGGGCAGGCGGAAGCCUGUUAUCCUUGUAAAGUAUGUGGAAAAAUCUUUACAAAAGUUAAGAGCCGAAGUGCCCAUAUGAAAAGCCAUAGGCAAGGAGUAGAAGUUAUUGCUACACCGCCCCGUUACUAUUCUUUCUCCCGCUUAACGCACGACGAGCGUAGCUGAAUGAAAAUAUAAAUAAUUACAUUAAAAAAUAAUUAUAAGAAUAUAUUUUGGAAAAAAAAACAAAUGAAAAUGGUAAUAAUAAUAAUAAUAAUAAUAA
Dimorphilus gyrociliatus is the source of this 3479-nucleotide messenger RNA. NCBI's taxonomy places the organism in Eukaryota, Metazoa, Annelida, Polychaeta, Dinophilidae. The record is from the annotation of a GenBank genome assembly.